Fomitopsis serialis is the source of this 1753-nucleotide messenger RNA. RefSeq lists its product as uncharacterized. NCBI's taxonomy places the organism in Eukaryota, Fungi, Basidiomycota, Agaricomycetes, Polyporales, Fomitopsidaceae. The record is from RefSeq and is a predicted model, not a curated record. Bases 472 to 1443 code for a protein of 323 amino acids. The transcript has 3 exons.
AUGUGAUCGUGUCAUUGUUGUGUGAAUAGCUACACAACAUUGUUGGGUGAUAAAGCGAAUGCACGGUAGGUUCGCGGGCAUGACACCAAACUUUGUUUCAGAGAAGUAUAGUCCCGCCGGCGAGGCGUCGCGACGGGCGUAUCAGCGAUGAUCUACACAUUGCGACACACGCAUGGCCUCGCAUGGUUGGCGGUCGCAGGAGCCUGCUAAUCGGGCGGGUGCGACGGCACUGCCCGCGCGGAUAUAAAACACGUCCUGCACUUUUUUGACGCGCUCGCUCCUGAGCCAUCCUCCACACUGCUCAGCUGGUUUCUGGCACAUCGCGCGCACGUCUUAUUCCCUCCUUCACGCACUUCACCCAGAUCUUCGUCUCUCUCAUCGCCGGUCGAUUGCGAGUUGCGACACGCAUCUUUACGAAUCCCCUCCCCUUCACGAGUCCCGAGACGACCUACCUUGAUCCCGUCUGAUAUCAUGAGUCUUACUUCGCAGUCUAGCACACGCAUCCCGCCUCCGUUGAAGUCGGCGACGAUGCGCAAGUGGCCCCGUGCCUCCCUCGGUCUGUCCGCACUGACCAUCUCAUCCCGCGCACCACCCACGCCUGGCCCACUGCCUGAAGCAGACCAGGGACAGAUCACCGAGAUCGCAAUGGCCAUCGCCGAACAACUCGCGACGAUGACCAAUGCCAGCCAGCCCGUCGUAACCGACGAGCCGCUCAUGCUCGCAAGUCUCGAGCCCGCCCGGGUCGUAUCUCUCCACACCUGGCUCCGGGAUCGCUACGAGUGGGAUGACCCCAACCGAAUGAUGUUCGAUGAGGACGUCACCGCGCAGGACCUCGCACGAGACAUUGUCACCGCGCGCGAGGAGACCGGUGCGGCUGAGGAGGAGGACGACUUCGAAGAGAGCUUCAAGACCGCUGCGGAAUUCAUGGCGAGCCCCUCCAUCUGGGUAUCAGACACCAGGGGCACCAUCCGCACUGUCCACGCCGCCACGCCUCGCAUAAACACCACCAUGGAGACAUUCCCUUCCAUCGCGCUGCGCCUGUCUCCGGAGCGCGGCUACGAGACGCCCCUCCGUAGCGCGCCCGUCCCCGUCACAGCCAGCAAGUAUCUCAGCGGGCAAGCGACGGUCGACAUCGGCAUGGCGCCGUACGAGUCAUGGACUGGCAAGCGGUCUCGCAAGCACAGCCGCGCAAGCAAGAUGAUCUUCGGCGUGCUGGGCCUCGCCGCGCUGGCGUCGCCCCUCUCGCCGACGAUGAACAACGCACUCAGCCCCACGCACGAUCCCCGUGCGCCCUGCUCUGCGCACACACCCAUCUUCUCGCCGUGGCUGCAGUCGCUCCGGGUGCACUCCGUCGACCCGCUCACGUCACCGUGGCUGCCGAAUCGCCGCGGCUCCGACGGCCUCUGGGCGUUCCCCCAGUCGCCCCGCGGCAUUCGCUGCUGAGCUCACACUCCACGCCCAUCUGGGCCUCCGACUGAGACUGAGAAUGGACCUCACCUCUGUUUACUGCAAGAUAGAUAUCUCCGUCAGGUAGACUGUCGCUUGCCCUCGUGGUCGGGUUGGCCAUUCGUUUGAUGCCUUCCUUGAUGAUCUGGGUCGUUGGGCCGACCAUGACGAUGCACUAUAUGUUCACGAUACGCUCACGAUGUGUUACUGUAUGGAACCUUGGUUAAUAGAGCUGCUGUGGAGGCUCCUAACAUGAAACUCAAGACAAUAGUCUGUUCACGGUCUCGUAGGAAAGGCAGAUUCGGGG